AUGGAAUCGCCAGAAACGCAUGUUCCACCAGACGAGGUUCCUACUCAAUCACCUCAGUCGCAGGAUGUCCGUGAAGAUGUUGUCCACGGUGUUGUGGGAAAGGUGCCCGGCAGUGACGGCAAGACGCGUCCACGUCGCCCACCCGGUCGUCAAGUGAAAGAUCCGUUGGCAAAGUCCAUAUCUAUCCAAUGUCAAAGAUUGGAAGAUCUUGAGGCCCAGCUCAAGGAGCAUUUGGCCGAUUCGGCAAUUGACCGCGAGCACACUACACUGGAGUUCAGCUUCCCUGUCACGACUGCCUUCAUGGUGGCUGCAAGGGAGCCUCUCGGAAAAAGAGAUCUUAGUGACCCCAAGACGCCAUAUACGUACAGCCCCUUUAACAAGACCGCUGUCACUGUCGUUGAUGUUUUGCACUCGAUUCAAGACCCCCAGGAACGGGCGACGAUGCAGAAAGGGAUCAGCAAGACCCUCAUCGAAGCAUGUCAAAACGUAGAUGGGUAUCGUUACAGCUUCCACAAUUCUUGGGUUAGUCGAGAAGAUCAAGCAAGCAGGUUUUCCUACUACUGCAAUGAUUCGGUGCUCAAUAAGGGCCGCGCUGCUAACGAGGCUACUUCCAAGAUGAAGACUGGCGUCAAAGUUCGCAAACCAGUCUAUGACUGCCGCGGCGUGAUCUCUAUCAAGUUCUCUAUGACGAAAAAUAGUUUGGAGCUCUACUACAAGCACAUUCCUCUACACAAGACCUUUGAAGAACGGGCUCCGCGUCCGCGCAACGGCUCAAAGCGCAAGCGCCUCCUGGAAAUUUUCCAUCCUGAAAAGCUUGUGACAGAAAAAAAGAGAAAGUCAAGUGAACCUCGACCACCGAAACCCAAGAAACCUGCUACACGCCCGCAUUCGCCUGCAGACACGCCACAGAGAGAAGACAGCCUGGCACCAUUAUUCAACUUCCUCGGCAGGAUCGAGACUGCACCAUUACCCUCAGUAACCCAAACAGUCGACGUCGACAACGCCAUUAUUCCUACUCCGGGCGACCGAAGUAAGCGCAAGAAGAAAAUGUACCCCGGCACAUUCAUUUUAGAUAUUCCGAACCCACAGAGACCAAAGCCACGCUCGAAGAAGACUCGAACUUCUGCCGCGAAUCCUGCCGCUGCGCCAGUUCCUGCAACUGUGAUGUCAGUAGUGCCAGUAUCGUCAACCGAACUGGAGCUUCGAGCUAAGCUGGAGCAGGCCGAGCAAAAGAUUCGCGAUCUCGAAGCUGAAAAACAGCGACAGGCAAGAGAACACGCAGAGCCGAGUCGACCGACUGCCCUACAACAACACCAGGCACCGAACAGGCCUUCGCCUUCCACCCCGGUCACGCCUUAUGCUCCUCCCCCACCCCAUACAUAUUUCCCUCCACCGCAGUUCCAUUAUCCUCCCCACUCUCUACAGUGGAACUAUGGUCCUCCAUACCUCUACCCAUAUCCACCACCAGGACCACCUAGUCUGCCAUAUCCUAACCCUGCCCCAGGGGGUGCCCCAGCUGCAACACACCCUCAUGCAUACCACUAUCCCUCACAACAUCUGCCUCCGCUUUCGCAGCGGCGGCCUGGGCCGAACCCGCCUCCGGCGUAUGGCUUCGUUCCCAAUCCUUUAGACGCAACAACGGACCCUCUUCCCAUGAGGAUCAGGUCCUAUCUUGGUCCUCCUCAGCCCCCUGCAACGCCUGAUUCAAGGCCUGUCCCUCGCACUGAACCACGCACCGAGAUGCAGCCUGCUACUCCAACUCCUCUCUCUUUCACAGAACCCGGAUCUGGGUCCCCUUCUCGUCCACCCUCCACAACAGUGCCCGAGCCGCCUGACGAAACCGCAUCCGCAACUGCUACCGCAGAAUCGGCCCAACCAGCGUCCAAGGGAGAAAAGCCGCAGGCCGAGGCCUCAACUUCAACGACCACGGCAGAGCCGCCAGCGACAGACUUAGAUGCGAAAAGCGCAGACGGCCCAGGUGAGAAAUGA
Molecule: messenger RNA, 1989 nt
Organism: Fonsecaea erecta
Lineage: Eukaryota; Fungi; Ascomycota; Eurotiomycetes; Chaetothyriales; Herpotrichiellaceae
Exons: 3
Coding region: 1-1989 (662 amino acids)
Source: RefSeq, a predicted model, not a curated record